This is a messenger RNA of Xyrauchen texanus (razorback sucker), 6763 nucleotides long. RefSeq names its product prolylcarboxypeptidase (angiotensinase C) (gene prcp). Gene Ontology annotation, molecular function: dipeptidyl-peptidase activity; serine-type exopeptidase activity. Bases 309 to 1787 code for a protein of 492 amino acids. The record is from RefSeq and is a predicted model, not a curated record. Gene Ontology annotation, biological process: negative regulation of systemic arterial blood pressure; proteolysis; angiogenesis involved in wound healing. The transcript has 9 exons. NCBI's taxonomy places the organism in Eukaryota, Metazoa, Chordata, Actinopteri, Cypriniformes, Catostomidae.
GAUACACAAUCCGAUUUGUGAGUGCAGACACAUAAGUCACGCUUAAUCAUUAUACACGUGAAUAUAUUAAUGAGGCUUAAAGUAGCCUUAUAUCGUAAAUUUGCCUGGAAGGUAAUCGUGGACAACAAAAACUUUUCACGGCGUGACAUUUGAUCUACUUUGUAUUCUUGUCUUAGACGAAAAGUGAAACUUCGUCUUAAAACAACAGCAAAUGCUGGUCAUUUGACUGGUUCCUUCCUUUUUCCGCUUAUGCAAACGAGACAUCGUUUCAUAUUUUCACACGGAAAGUCCACUCACUCAACUUAACCAUGAGACUGACCAGCGCUGUUCCUUUCUUCCUCCUCAUCAGCUGUCAUGCACUGGCUCUCAAACCACAGCUCUUAGGCAGACACACGGAAAAAACCUCUGAUCACCGAUCUGUUUCAUACAAAACGUUCUAUUUUGAUCAGCAGAUCGAUCACUUUGGGUUUUUGGAGAAUGGCACAUUCAAGCAGCGUUACCUUCUCAAUGACCAGCACUGGCACAAGGAAGGAGGCCCAGUUCUGUUUUACACAGGCAAUGAAGGAGACAUCACCUGGUUCUGUAACAACACUGGUUUCAUGUGGGAUGUAGCAGAGCAGCUGGAAGCCAUGUUGGUUUUUGCUGAACAUCGCUACUAUGGAGAGUCCAUGCCGUUUGGAGAGGAGUCUUACAGUAAUGCAAAGUAUCUGAACUACCUGACCUCAGAACAGGCUCUAGCUGACUUUGCAGUCCUUAUCAAAGCUCUGAAGAAAACCCUACCUGGAGCUCAGAAGAGUUCAGUCAUCGCCAUUGGUGGCUCUUACGGUGGGAUGCUGGCUGCCUGGCUGAGGAUGAAAUACCCCAGUGCAGUUAUAGGUGCUCUUGCUGCAUCUGCUCCCAUCUUGCAGUUCAUUGUGCCAUGUGGAGAUUUUUAUAAAGUGGUCACCCAUGACUUUACCAUCAGUGGUGCUGACUGCAGCAGCAACAUUAGGAGGUCAUGGGCCGCUAUUGACAAUGUCUCUGCAACAGUUGAGGGUCUGCAGUGGCUGUCUCAGGAGUUUGGGGUCUGUGAUCCUUUAAAGAAUCUCGAGGAGGUAUACGGAUUCAAGGCUUGGCUUCAGGAAACUUGGGUGAACUUAGCCAUGGUGGAUUAUCCAUAUGAAGCCAACUUCCUCCAGCCACUCCCUGCCUGGCCUGUUAAGGAGGUCUGCACUCAUCUUCGGUUUGGUAGCAGUGUAUCAGACAAACAGCUAUUGCAUGGAAUCUCGCAGGCCGUAAGAGUGUACUACAACUACUCAGGAGAUGCUCUUUGUCUCAACACAUCUCAAACCGCUACUGGAAAUCUGGGCUUCCUGGGUUGGUUUUACCAGUCCUGUACAGAGAUGGUGAUGCCAAUGUGCACAGAUGGCAUACACGACAUGUUUGAGCCACAGCCAUGGAACUUUCAGGCCUUCUCUGAUGAGUGCUACGCCCAGUUUGGAGUGCGACCACGGGAGGACUGGAUAGAAAUUGUGUAUGGUGGAAGGAACAUAAGUGCUCACAGUAAUAUCAUAUUCAGGUAUGUGCUAUACUCUUCUUUCAGUAAUGGAGAUCUUGACCCUUGGAUGAGUGGUGGAGUGACUAACAGCCUAUCUGAAUCUUUGGUGGCCAUUAUGAUUGAUGGAGGAGCUCAUCACCUCGAUCUGCGCUACAACAAUGAGUACGACCCACAUUCAGUCAUUAAAACAAGGGCCCUGGAAGUACAGUACUUUAAAAAGUGGAUCAAACAGGCAGCAAGUACACAGUGACCAUUAUGGAGGGAUCAUACAUACCCUGCUAUAUAUACUUUUUUAUUCCCAGUUAAAAAAUAAGUUGUCCAUACUUUUCUUAAAAUAAAUUCAAAUAAAAGCUAAAAAAAGUAUUAAAAAAAAAAAAGUCACAGUGAGGCACUUACAAUGGAAGUGUAUAUGGUUAAUUUUUAAGAAAUGUAAAGCUUAUAAUUUUAUAAAAGCACAUACAUUAAUUCCUCUGUUAUAACUUUUAUUAUUUGAGCUGUGACGUUGUUUAAAUAGUCUUAUUAAUUAAUUAAUGAGGUAAUUAAUAUGGUCUUAUUAGGUUUUAGAGUUUACGGCUUUAUGCUGUCAUGGCAACAAAGUUGAAAAAUUUGACAUAAUGCAUAAGAAAAGGUUAGUUAGUCGUCUUAUCACAAUAAAAUCCUGUUAACCCGCAUAUUGUUUACAUCUUGUAACAGUACUUUUGAACUAGUGAGCAUUUUAACAUUUACGUAUUGGCUCAAUUAAUUUCCAUUGUAAAUGUCUCACUGUAACCCAGAUUGUUUUAUUUUUUGUUUUUUUGGUAAUCAACAUUAUGUGACAAAUGCUGACGAUUGAGAUUAACAUGCAUUGACCUGUUUAAACCAACCUAACCUGGUCCGACUGUUCUGGUUUAAGAGGGGUUUUGGGCACUUGUCAGCUGAUCAAGUGAGAGACAAGCUGGAUGACCAGCUGAAAAUCAGCUUGGCCAGCUAAGAUCAGCAAACCAUCUUAGUUUGAUUUAAAUGGGUGUUCACACUAGGCUUUGAGUGGCCAGCUAAGUUCAGCAAACCAGCUUGGUUUGGUUUAAAGGGGCAGUCACACUAGGCUUUGAGCACACAAAUUCAUUUUCUGACAAUACUACAAACCAGCAUAAGAUGUUGCUGGAGGGCUUCGGGCGAAAGUAAAUAAUACAUCAGAAAUAAGAAAUAAUAUUAUAUAAAAAACAUUGACAUUUCUAUCUUUUAUUGGUCAUGUGUCAUCUUGUCAUAAUAAUUCUCAGUUCAGAGUUCACAAGCUUGAACUUAGGUAUGCAGCGUCAUACGAAAUGUCUUCUUAAGAGCUUGCAUUUCCUUCCUCCUGCAUUUAGAUGCAUUUGAAUGAAAGUGAAUGGAGCACGAAAUGUAGUGUGACUGCCCCUUAAGCAGGGAAAAUCGACAGAUGGUUGAAAGAUAAGAAACCUCAAACAUCUCUGCAAGUGCUAUUUGCUGUGUCAAAGCUAGUUGUCUUUACGUUGGUACGUAAAAUGAAAUGUCUGUAUUUCUCUUUUUUUGGGGGGGUUAAGUGUUCUCCGGGCUUUCUUUUACAUGUAAGUGUUAAAAGAUGUCUUUUAUGCAAAUCAAAAAUGUUGAUCCACAAUAAGUUUACAUUUUUAUGUUUCAAUCCACAGUAAAUGUUAAAUUUUGAAUUGGGGAUUGAUUGAAGAAUUAUAGAAUACCAAAAGUAAAAACACUCAAGGUAAAGACAUUGACAAAUAUUUGCUAGAGUCUCAAGUUGAAUUGAAGCAAUAUUAAUCCAAUACAUUUUUCUGCCAACCAAGAUUUGUAAUUAAUGUAAGCUACAUUUUAGUAGUAAGUUCACCUCAAAAUGAAUUUUAUAUUAUUUACUCACCCUCAUGUUGUUCCUAAUAUGUAUGACUUACUUUCAUAUGUAAAACACAAAUGGAGACGGUUUGCUGAAUAUUCACAAUCAAUUUCAGUGACCACAUAAAACAACUUAAAAGUACCAAUAAGUUGUCCAUAUGACAACUCAAGUGUUCUGAAGUCAAACAAUAGCUUUUUGUGAGAAACAGACUGAAAUUUAAGUCAUUAUUCACUAAAAAUCUCAACAUCCACUAUGGAUUUGGACAAAAACAUAGAAUUGCGAUUAUUUUUUUUUGGGGGGGGGGGGUAAAAUUGCGAUCACGAUUUGAACUUCUAUAUGAUUAAAAAAAUAAAAAUAAAAAUACGUGUGAUUCCUUUUAACAAAAAAUUAAACCAUGUUUUGCCCAUACUUUACUGCCUACCAUAAAUACUGUAGAAAGGGAGUCCUCUUAAUAGAACUAAACUAAAUAAAUUAAUAAAACAGUGAAACAGAGGGGUUGUGUGAAAUCACAAUCACAUUGCAUCUGUCUGCUUUGUAAAACAAAAGAUAUUUCCAAUUUGUGAAAGGGACAGUUUAGUUUUCGUCAUAAUUUUUUUAAACCCAGUCAACUUGAAUAUUACAUUAUUGCAAUGUAAAUAAUGUUAAGACAUUAUUAUAGAAAUAUAUUAUUGUAUAAUAAUAAUUAUCAUUGUUAACAUACUUAUUAUUCAAUAGUAAUUUAUUUCUUUAAUAAUUUCUUAACUUACUAUGCAGUCCGGUUAAACUCUCAAGCCUUUAUAUUGGCAGAAGCUUUUAUUUUGAAAACUGAAAGUUUAUGAUGUUUGUAGUUGAGCUGACAACAGCCUUUUAAUGCAGUAAAAUGCUAUGGCAAGGCGGAGGGCGGGGCCGGGUCGUGAUUAUACACACCUGGUCCCUUAUCAGGCUAAUUAAGCCUCUGAGAGGGAUAAAGGCCGAUGGCAGAUGGUGGUGCGACAAGAGAGAGAGAGAGUUUAUGGACAUGUCCGUCGUGUGUGUGUUUGUCUUUUGGUUUAAGCUAUUCAUUAAAAUAUUAUUUCUAUUAUCAAGCCAGUUCUCGCCGCCUCCUUCCCAUUGAACUCCUUUACAAAUGCGUUCAUCUGCCUUGCUGUCAACAAAAACCCUCUCUCAUGGGGUUAUUUUAAAUGUGUAUAGUAAAUUGUAGUGGCCAGACAUACUGUAGAUGUAUGUGAAAUUACACAAAUGUGCAAUUAAUGUAGAUCUGGGGUGCUUUAAAUAAUGCGCCAAGUGCACGUUAGCACACCGAACCGAAUGCAGAGCACAUUAGUCACUCAGGGCACCAGAUAGAUAGUUUGUGUUUAUGGAGCACAGAACCACUCUGAAAUGACAUGUGUAAGAUACUGUUCCCAUUUAUUUUAUUGCACUACAUAAUACAGACAAAACAGCAGUGCAUAUAGGCGCAGCACAGCGGGCAGCGCAUUGAGACUAUUUAUUUUUUAAAUUAAAUCACAGCCCUCACGGUUUGAUAAUCGCAUUGGGUCAUAUCGCGAUUCCAAUUUUAUUUCUGUUAAUUGUUCAGCCCAAUAUAUACCAUAGCUCUCAAAUCUCUCUCUUUCUCAUUUUUAUACUUGGCACAUCAAAUUCUUAUACGAGACGCAAGAAGCAUUGUAUUUGGAAUCAGUGUCAUCAAACCUGGUUUUGACAAGAUUUUUUUCGGCCAAGUAUACACAAACGCAAAAACUAAAGCCAGUGCAUGGCUUCAAAAGACUUGAAUUAUUGUGCACAAGUUGUAUGUAUUAAUUUUAUGGAGCUUGACAGCCCCUGAUCACCAUCAUGUAUGCCUCGGAUGUUUGGGAAAAGAUCAGCAUUCAAAGAAAGGCAUACUGGAACAACAUGAGAGUGAGUAUGUGAUGACUGAUGAAUUUUCAUUUUUGGGUGCACUGUUCCUUUAAGUAUUUCAUCCACUUCUCUCCAUUUCUCAUCUCUUGGAGAUCAAACUUUGAAAUGGUCACUGAAUUUAGCUGGGCCUAAUGCCAUCAGUGAUCAGAGAUCCAUUUUCAUGAUUUAAAAAUAAUUUGCACUCCAUUUAUAAUAACCACAAAUCUUCUGUACUCUAAACAAUUCCUCUUUGUACUGGUAUUAUUGUCAAAAAUGUUUAGCUUUCUAAUGGGAUUAAUGGUGUGUUUGAAUAUGCCAUUAUAAAAAACAACAACAACAACACAAAAAUCCAUCACAGAAUAAAUGCACAUGAAUUGAAUUAAACACAUACAUCCCAUUUCCUGUCCUCCUUGAUCGCCACUCCUCUGUGAUUUAAUGAAAACUCUGAGACAGACAAUGAGCAAUAAAAUAGUUAGUGGGAGGCAUGCACUGUUAAACACAUAGAAUGUACCCCAUGUAGACAGACCUGCAGGAAUCCUCCAGACCUGCAUUCACUCGCUGACAGCUCCUGCCUCCAUAAAUUGAAGUACCUAGACAUUACUGGUCUGUGGUUAGCUCCCUCCCUCCCGCUAAUUUUAUUAUUAAUCUCAAAGCCAGAGUGCAGGAAAGGAUGUUUUGUGGGUUUGCAGAAUGUCAUAAGUAUGAAGGAAAAUUUGUUGCAAAACUCAAGAGCUUGUGGAUUUGAAUUUAAGAACUUGCAAAUAUUUGUACUUGUAAGUUUAAAUUUACACUCAUAGCCUCAGUGUAAAAACUUGUAAAAUAAAAAUCUAGUUAUGUGUAGCAAUCUGCUCACACAGACAAUAAUCAAAAGCCUGUGUUUAAAAUUUAAUAUUUUAUCCAAAUAGUCAAAAAUGUGUAUAAAUGUCAUUCAUAUAAAUACAACAACAGACACAAACGUUUGUCAUACUAACUUUUGUACUUUAAUUCACUUUACCAGCACAACCACAUCAUUUACAACCUUUCAAAUCUGUGACGGCAAUUUGAAAUCUUUUCGCCUUGACUUUAGCUCACUUGUGCACUUGUAAAUCCAGAUGUUAGAGAGCAAGCUACAGGUGUUGAGCGGUGGCCAAUGAAGUUUUGUCCAAUCACAAAAGCUGAAGCAACUGAUGCUGGACCAAACAAAAUCAUCUUAAGGAAGUUUGCAUUCAAUCCAGCCACCUGUGACAUACCACAAGUUCCAUUUCUCCAUGAAAACAUGAAGUAAGAAGUAAUUUUCAAGGGACCUUUUGAAUUAUUAAAAAAUUAUUCACACCCGGGUUGGUGAUGCGACCAUGACAGGCAACGGACUGUGCAUUAUUUUCCAACAAUUAAAUGGGCCGGAGUAAAUUAUUCCAUGGUUCUCACACCUUAAAACAUUGUUUGGGGUUUUAUCUGAAGACAUUUUCUGGUUUUUGACCCUAAAAUGCUCUUGUGAGUGAAAUUUCUUUCUGCUGCCACAGAUUCAGCAUGUUGUUUGAUAGAGCCCAAGCCUUCGU